AUGGGACACAGUCAAUCCUAUGACCUUCGGAAUCCAGAAACCGGCGAGAAAAACACAGUUCGAGGAGUCAGAAGAGUCAGCAAAGAGCAUCAAACUGAUGGAUUGCCACCCACAGAUAGCUCGGAUCCUUAUGAUCAUCGAGAGGAGGAGCUGCGAGAGAGAAUCCGUCGUGAGCAGCUACGAAAAAGAGAGGAGGAGCUAGAAACGUUGAGAAUCAAGAAGCACGAAGGUCGAGAGCCUAUCAUUGACGCCUAUCGCCAGGACCACACGCCUCCACCAGUCAUCUACGACGAGUUCAAUCACUACGAUUCGCUGAAACAUCCAAGUCCCGUGGACCGAGAUUCCUAUUCCAAACUGCAUCGAAGAGCUGAAAUCAACGAAGGACGUCGGGUCUCCAUCCCGACCGCCGUCACUCGAUACGACCAGGUUCCUGCUGAUCCUUCCCCGGAACUUCCUCGUCGUCAGGAAGUCCCUGUGUCCAACUACCGAGAGAUCCCAGUCGAAACUCCAGACUAUCCAAACCGGACUUCAGUCUUCAACGGAAGACUUUCGCCACUGCCACGUCAACAAGAAGUAGAUCCACACCCAAUGUCACGCUACAUUCCACCAAUGAGUCCAAGGUAUGAUGGAGAAACUCAGUAUACGAGAACCACCAAGAAAACCACCUACACCAUUUCCAAGGGAGUAAUUCCUAGAUAUGAAGAUCCCGUAGUUCUUAGAAAACAGACUAGAGUUAUGAGUCCUCACUAUUUUAGUACAUCCAAUCUUCAUAGAAAUGAUGAGCUCCCCAAACUAUCUGAAACACUUCCAGCAUCUCGUCCUAAAUCCACCUACUUCUAUGAUUCCAAUCAGUACGAUAGUCGUAGACCAUCUUCCACGUAUUCCAAGGGUUCCCAACUCCCAAAGUAUCACGAGAUCCCUACUAGGUACACAAAGAGCACAGAAAUCCGUAGAGAGAUAAUGACAAAUCCUAGUGGCUACCAUACAAUCUCCCGAUCUUCAAAGCUUCCAAAGUAUGAUGAGGUUCCUCAGAGCACAAUGUACUCAAGAGCGUCUUCUACCACUUCUAAAAAUUCUGAAACCGUCCCCAGAAGCCCUAGCUUGCGUUGUCUCCAUUGUCCGAUACAUUGUGAUGACGUCCCAGUUCAGAAAAGCCCUCGUUCAAUUACCCCAACUCCUAGUCGUGUUCGUUAUAUUCCUAUCCAAACCUCUCCUCCAGUUCCAAAGACCCCGAUCCAUCUUACCACUCGUCAACAAGAAGUUCCUAGGGUCCCAUUGAACCUGACCGUCCCGAAAUCUCGUGUCUCUCGUGUGAUUCCAGUUCAUGUAGUUUCUGAUGAUUCUCGUUCCGAAAGUCCAGCUAGUGUUAUGUACUCGUUUUCGUCUAAAAAGACUUCUUCGAUUUAUCAACCUCCAGUAAACCGAGAGAUAGCAAAACCGAGAGACGAAACUCCGAUCUACCGAACCAAUCCACCUCCACCAGUGGUCCGAGAGAUUCCUGUGGUGACUCCCAAACCAAGGACACAAGUGGUCAAUCAAGGAACCCAGCCUAUGGAUAAGAUCACAAUGAAAACGAUUCCCAGGAAGAACGUAUCCUCGAUUCAGCCCAGAAAACUAGAAAAGCUUUACUUUACCAGAGACAUCCCGAGAGUCCCACUGAGUCAGGUUAUCAGAUACCCUGUCUACAGUUAUCCUCCAUCGGAGAGCGAUGAAUCGGACUAUGUCAUCAUUCCAUUUUCGAAACAGCCUUCCCCUCCACGUAGAGAAUCUCCCGUUCAGGUUACCCUUCUCCAGGAUGAGGUUCCUAGAACUCCUCUAGCUAGAAGACCAAUUCAAAGUAAACCUCCUUCUCCAAAACUCUCUCCGCCUCGUAGUCCAGCUCCUAAACUCUAUCUAACUCCAAUCGUUCCAGAAGUUCCCCAUUCUCCUUUGUCUCGUUAUGUUCAUAGAUACAGUUACCCGCCGACGGCAGUCUCUCGUACUGUUGUUCCAGUUCCACCUCAUAAAUCAUCUUCUUCUAUAACUCCCACACCAUUGUAUCUAACCAGUAAGUAUCCAGAAGUUCCGAAAGCUCCAUUAUACGAUCAUGUGGCUCAACCCAUCCGUCGAACUCCGAUCUAUCGUACUCCUUCAAAUGAGAGAAAAACACCGCUGGAUCACUACAUUCGGAAACCAAUCCAGAAAGAAAAUCUGACUCGUUAUGAUGAAGACCUUCGGAAGACACCUCUUGAAAACUACAUUCGGAGCAAAUCUGCAAGCCCAAUUCCUUCUGAGGUGACCAUCGGAACGACUACAUCCUCACCAUCGAGAAUCCAUCAGACUAACUAUGAGAAGGAUCUUCGAAAAACUCCACUGGAGAACUAUGUGGAGAAGGAAGCCAGAACCUCUCCAGUUCUGUCUCCAAAAUUUCACUCAACUCAUAGUUCCCGUUCCAGUAGAUCCUCUUCUAUUAGUAUUCCUCCUGCUGUCACUCGUACUAUUACACCCGCCUACCGAUCCCCGAUCAGUCUACCCAAACUGCAUCUAACCCGCCGUCACUCUGACAUUCCAUCUUGUCCUCUAGACCGUUUUGUGAUUCGUAGUCCUUCCACCCCCAUCCUGGAUCAACAUUCUCCCUCGUCGGAGAACUCUUCCAGAAGAUCUUUGGAUCCUAUCUCUCCAAACUCUUAUACCAGGAUGCCAGCUAGGCUUCAUAUCACGAAACGUCAACAGGAAGUUGCUAACACUCCAUUGGCUGCUAGACCAUCUAACUCUAUUUAUAGAACUGUUUCAUCUCCAGCUGUCUAUGGCCAAGUACCGUCUGAAACAUCGGCAAAAUAUGAAUCUAUCGGCACCCAGACGGUUUCUGGUCGUUAUAGAAAAAUGCCUCCGAAAAUGCACUUGACUGUGCUUGAGCCUGAAGUCCCUAGAGUUGUAUACCGUCCAAGACCCGUCAGAAGUAGAUCUUCCACCAUAAUCUCUAUCUACAGCAUCCCAAUCGAUGACGAGCCAACGCAUCUCUCCGAAUUGCACGCCGAGAAACGAAUGAUUGUUGGAAUCGAUGAAAUCGAGAAGCCAGAGAACGUCACCUACGUCACUGUGGCCACGUCGUCGAUUCAGAAUCCCGAUGAAGCACUCUAUCGGUAUCCAGAAGUCGGAAGACAUCCAGUUUACGUUCUCCCUGCUCAAACGUGUUAUGAGAGAGUACCACUGGGGACGAGGAACGAAAAAACUCAAUACACCAGAAAAUCAUCUGAUGGUUCUGGGAAAAUUCUGACACCGUCUCAGAAGAAGUGCAAUGUGGAGCAUUGUACACAUGUUGAGGUGAAUGACGAGGAGGCUCCAGUUGUCGCAAGAAGGAGAAUCAGCCAAAACACUGUUAAGGAUAAGGAGAACCACUUGUCAAUUUAUGUCGAUGAAAAAGAUAUGGAAGAUGUCGUCGAGGUCGCUGAUUCGUUCGGGAAUCGAUGCAAUAUAGAGACACUUCACUACGAUUCCUACAUGCCAACGCUUACUCUAAUACACCGCCCAGUUGUCAGUUUCUAUGACAAGCUUCAUUAA
Caenorhabditis briggsae is the source of this 3540-nucleotide messenger RNA. Lineage: Eukaryota; Metazoa; Nematoda; Chromadorea; Rhabditida; Rhabditidae. The transcript has 6 exons. The record is from RefSeq and is a predicted model, not a curated record. The coding region runs from base 1 to 3540 and encodes 1179 amino acids.